UGAAAGUGAAGCUUACAAAGCUUUAUAAGAAUGAAGAACAUACAUUGUAACGGUCGAAAGAGUCAAAAAGGACGAGAGAGUAUUCGGAAGGAUAAAGUACUUCCUUUUUGCUCCCUUCCCCGCCCACGACGCAGGGUAAGGGGAGAGCAUUAUAGGGGAGCAUCGUCGUGUGGUCGUGAUUUGCGAUUUUCGGCGUCGGUUCGCAAACCCCCAGGUUCUCGCAGUCACUCCGAGUCGGUCGAUGAAAACGGUUGUCCGGAAGCCGUGAUGCCUCUCAUUCGGUGACCAGGCGAAAGUGGGGCCCAAGGGUCAAAGGUAGAGAAGCAUUCUGAAAGAAAAACGUUCUGUGUGCAAAAACUCACCACCCUCCCGGCCAAGUGUUAAAUACCAUCCAUUUAACUUUUUCUGGGGCAAUCGUGCGUGCAAAAAUCAGCGGCCUCGCAGUGCAGUGACUCAGUGUGAUGAAACAACUAUACACCCCUUGAAAAUGUUGGAUGGAAACUCUCUUAACUCUGGUCUAUAUGUGGCAAUAAUGAAAAGAAUGGAGGGCACUUAAAGCACAGAAGAUCCUUGAGUAAUUGUUUUUUAUCAACACCAACGUUGAGUGACAAAUAAAAGAAGGAAUUUCAAAUUGUGAUAAAAGUUUCGUGUGAAGUGUGAGAACACAAAAGGAACAUCCUCUCUGCCUCGAAGUUUGAAUAAAAAAAAAUUGCACAAUAUAUCGCGCGAACGGUGUCCUUGGGAGACAAUAAAAAAAAGGAUGUCGUCGCCAGUGGUAAAUGGUUCCAGUACAUCGAGUAGCUGUAGUAGCAAUUCCGUGAGUAGUGUUCAGUCGUCAGUGAUGUUUGCCACACCAACGGCUCCGGUAACGCCGUGUGACGCUGUAGCAACACCCAUGAGACUCCUCGAGAGCCUCCCGAAGCGCCUGCCUGAGCGGCAAGAUCCGGAAUUGCUGCGCUGGUCGGAUAUGCCGCAGCAUCUGCAAUUUAAUCCCUACGUCCUCACUGGCUAUCGACCGCUUCAAACUGUCAGGGGUUGCAUGUACAGCCUCUUUUACUGGCACAAUGAGACCAUUAACAUCCUAACACACGGCAUCCCUAUCGUGUACAUCCUGGCAAUAGUUCCUGCAAUGAUGCCGUGGGAAAAUGAUUUUCGAUUUCUCUCGUGGUGCCACAUUAUUGGAGCCGUUUGUCCGUGGAUUGGGAGCUUCGUGUACCAUUUGUUCAUGAAUUUGGAGAAGGGUGAAUGCAUUUACUACAAACUUCUCCAACUAGAUAUGCUGGGUAUCUGGGUUAGUCAGAGUUUUGGGGCUCUGCCAAUGGUGACGGCGACAGUAUUCUGCCUGGGCUGGAAGCUAAAGUGGUCGUUAAUGCUGGCUUACUGUAUGCUGAGCCUCUGGGGGUUGUACAAGGCACUGACGGCCCUGUCUCCGUGGCAGAGGCGCCUGUGCUUCUUGCUGCCCUUCAUGAUGAGGGUACUCCUGACGAUGCUGCGCACCCUGAAGCUCGCUGGCGGAAAUCCGGCGGCCCUCACCCAUGUCUUUCUCCAGGACGCUGUCUCCGCUCUUGGUGGAAUGAUUGGAGCACUUCACAUUCCUGAGAAAUGGUUCCCAGGCAGUGUGGACCUGUACUGUAAUUCACACAAUAUCAUGCACGUCCUCGUGGUCCUGGCAGUGUAUUCAAUGCACCAGGCCACCGUGUCGGAUCUGGAUUGGAUGUCGAAGACAAAGUGUUCAGAGAAUGGAACAGAUGCCAGUAUUAGUCCGCUCCUUAGCGAAAGUCCGCACAUGGACUUGUGACGGGUUAUUGGAAAACUUGUGGGUGAUUAUCACAAAGUUGUUUGCAAUUUGUAUUUUAAUUUAUCACAAAAGUAGAUGGGGGAUGAAAAGCAUGAUUUUCCCACAAAAAGAAAAGUUUAUGUAACGAUGAAAAUAUGAUUAUAUGACAGGGAUAUUUUGGAUGAGAAAGAGUUGAGAAAAUGAAGAAUGUUUAUAGAGGAAAAAGUUUUACAUUUUAAACAUCUGUUAUGCAAAUUUGCAAAUUUUCAUGAAAUCUCCCGCCCCCCACACGUAAACUGUUUGUUAGCCUAUGGUUUCCCACUGAGAAAUCCUAUUUCUUUUUGGAACGAAAAUGUGGAUAUGCAAUGAAUAAAAAAAUUAUUGGAUUUUAUCGAGAAAAGAAAAUUAGUUUUCUCUCGAAUUCGGAAUAUAAUAAAAUAUUAAAAAAUAUAUUAACUAAAAUAUACGAUGAAAAAAAAACAAAAAAAAACUUUCACGAUGAUAUUCGUAUAAAAAUUGUUGAAAAAGGAAAUUUCCAAUUUGGAAGAUUAAAAAUAAAUGGAGAAAUUUCUCUAAUAUUUCCCAUGUAUAUAGCCAAUAUAUUAAACCAAAAAAAAAACCUACAGAAAAAUUCUCUAUUUUACUACAAAUUCAAUCUCUUGCUAUAUAUACAAAAAAUAAAUAAAUAAAAAUAUUUAGGCUAUAUGCAAAUUGAUUUAUCGAAGGACUCGUAGUGACAAUGAAGAAAUUUAUAGCGAUGGAAAUUAUUAGUAAUAAAUAGGAUUAUUACAUGGUAAGGAAUCUCAAAAGAAGUGAAGAACCUGAUUGAUUGUCUGAGAAUCAGAAGAUAAAACUUACGUGCCAUUGAACUAGAGGAAAAAAAUAUAAUAACUAUUUAUACAUAGAAUACACACGAUAGAAAUGAGAUAUAAAGUAGGGCGAGUACGACGAAGGGUUAUUUGUUCACGUAUUAUUGAAGUGAGACACCAUACUUUGGGUGCUUUUGGCUUCUCUAUAUAUGCGCCAAAAUUGGUGCUUUCCUUUUUACCUUGAAAUUUAUUUACUUUCCAUCAAUAUUAAUCCCUCAACCAUUCUUUCUCUCGUUCUAAUGUCAAUUUUCGGAGAAAUUUCUUCUUUUUUAUCUCCCCCAAAUAAAAGAAAUAAUCUUUCUUACUCACAGCAGAUAUAAAAAAAAAUAGAAACGAUAGAUAAAAUGUCGAAGAGGGAAUUGAAAACCUCACAGGUGGAGGUCAAUUAAAUCGUUAAUAAUUCGCUAAAAAAAAAGAUCGCCAGAGCGACAGAGUAAAAUUCUUAAAUAGCUGAAAAAAAACUUUAACUGAUUACAUACAAAUUAAAGAAGAAAAAACGACGUAUAAAAUUGUUUCCUAGAUGAAUUUCCUCUAUUAGAUAGUAAAACUAUAAAAGAAAAAAAAAGAUAAUGAUAAGGGAGUAAAAAAUGAAAAUUUUCUUGGCCUAAAAUAAACAAUUUUGCACGUUGAAGAAAAAAAUAUCAUUUUUCAGGGAGCAUUCACAUUUAUGAAAAAAAGCUCUAAAAAGUUCUAUUAAAUCUUCUUGCCUAAGUUCCUUUUCUCUCUCUCUCUGGCUUCAACACAACAUAAUAAAAACAUUUAUUUUAGUGAAGUAAUUCAGUUUAUGAACAAAUAAUAUCCAAACCAAAUUCUAACUAAACAACUUUUGUCGAAAACUUCCUCAAUACACAAAAUUAGAGGGAGAGAAAGUUGAAUUUAUGUAUUUGACCAAAAAGUUUUCAUGAUAUUGACUUUAAUAAGGCAUAGCGAAGCAAUACUUUCGUAGAAUAAAAAGAAAAGACGUAGGCUUUCUUACUCAAUUUAAAUGCGCUAGUUGCUUAUGAGAAGCCAUUAAUUACAGACUUUUUUGCUUCAGAGUUUCCUGUGAAAGUGAUUUUAUAUUAAACUUCAGCUGAUAACGAAUAAAUAUAUUUAAACUUUUGCAGAAA
Messenger RNA from Lutzomyia longipalpis, 3755 nucleotides. RefSeq names its product progestin and adipoQ receptor family member 4. Gene Ontology annotation, molecular function: signaling receptor activity. The record is from RefSeq and is a predicted model, not a curated record. The transcript has 9 exons. Lineage: Eukaryota; Metazoa; Arthropoda; Insecta; Diptera; Psychodidae. The coding region runs from base 761 to 1798 and encodes 345 amino acids. Gene Ontology annotation, cellular component: membrane.